AUGGUGCAGUCUGAUGUUCCACAAGGUAGAACUAAAUCAGGUAAAGUUAAUGCAAGAUGGUAUCUACAAAGAUUACGAGCAUCGGCUAAUAGUCGUCAAAAAUCUUCAAAUAAUUAUUUUGAUAAUGAUAUUAAUAUAAAUAAGACAAAUAGACAUGAUACAAUACGAGUUGUACGUGGAAGUACAGCGACACAAGGUCAACAUAUUCCAAGAAUAUUUCUUAAAUCACCAACAAGAUUCUAUGAAAAUGAAUCAAUUAAACAGCAAUCUCCUGAUAAUCGCCGUUCAAAUUCCAUUCAUAUAACAUCAGCUACAUCUUUAAAAUCGACAUCAACUAUAAAUAAAAAAUCUUCUUCUUUAAAUGAAUUUAAUUCUUCUAGUUAUCAAUCAAUAAGAAAAAGAAUUUCAAAAGAUGAAAAAGAAAAUUUAUCCGAACGUCGAAGUUCCUCUGGUACACUUCAAUCUAUCAAAGUUGAUUUAAUAGCUCGUCCGCCAAGUACGCCUGUUGAUCCACGUUGUCAUCGAGCUUAUUCAUCGACAACAAAUCCAAUUGAUCGUCAAACAUGUUCAUUACUUGGACCACAAUUAUGUUCCGAUUGUAUUGAAAUACAAAUACGAGGUAAUUUAUCACCCGAACGUUUACCAGCCAAUGUAAUGAAUCAACGUUUAUCAGCAUUAGCUUUGAGACGUUUUUUAAAAAAUGAAGAAAAUUUAACUGAUGAUGAUUUAUUAAAAUUAGUUAAUAAUCAACAAAUACAAAUGAAAAAUAAAAACCAAAAUGAAAUUAAUUCUUCAAUUAUAUCUGACGAUGAAUAUUUUGAUCGUUUAUCAUCAUCAUUUAGUCAAAAUAAAAAUGAAAGACCAUUUUAUUUCAAAGAUUUAAAAGAUUUUUCUCAAAAAUAUCAAACAAAUAAAUAUGAACGCUUAUUAUUAAGUGAAACUCCAGCUCCACAAUCAGCUAAUCCAAUAUUUAAGCAAAGUUCAUUUGAAAAAUUUGAUGUAUCAUCAAAAUAUUCUUUUAUGACAAAAGCUUCAACUAUAAAACCAAAUUUAAAAUCAAAUAUAUUAACAUUUUUAUCGACAAGAAAAAUUGAACAACUUUAUAAAGACGAUCGAUAUUUAAAUGAUUCUUCUCCGCCAUUACUUUUACAAGCAUUACAAGAAACUGUUCGAAAAAAUUCAAACAAGAAUUUACUUAAUAAAUAUAUAUCAUCUUCAAAUAGAAAUCAAAUACCAAACAGAUCAUUGAUUUCAUCAAAAUCUUCUCAUCGACAAACUCUUGACGUUUAA
Rotaria socialis is the source of this 1290-nucleotide messenger RNA. Lineage: Eukaryota; Metazoa; Rotifera; Eurotatoria; Philodinida; Philodinidae. The record is from the annotation of a GenBank genome assembly.